AUUUUAAUAUUUUUCGUUUAUUUAUGCUUCAUAAUAAUAUUAAUAAUAUAAUAAUAUAUUAUCAAACUCGAGUCCAUAGUUCAUAGUCCAAGUCCAAGACCAAGACUAAGUUAAGCUUACAAGUACCUUACACUUACUUAGUCUUUCUUAGUCUAGUAUGUAAUGUAAGUAAGGCAACAGGACCAGGAGACAUUAAUACAUACGAAUUACUACUCCAAAAGUAGGCCUAUGAUACUAUGAUGACUAUUAUUAUUAUGACUUAUACUUAUACUAUAUAAUAUAUACAUUUACAUACUCAUAUCAUAAUAUAUAUUAUUUUGAAUUGAAUAAUAUAAAAUAUAUUGUCUGGUAUUAUUGGCAUUGACAACUAUACUAUAACCGAAUAAGUAAUUCAUUUUCAUAUUUUUGAUGUAUAAUUAUAAUAUAUAGUUAUAGUAUUAAUAUAUUAUAUUAUAGUACCAUAUUGAAAAUGUUUAUUAUAGUCAGCAUCAUAAUCAGAGGCACAGUUAAAGUUAUUUUAAAUUUAAGUCUAUUAACUAUGAAUGAUAGAGGGUAGACCUUAAACUUACUAUACUAUGAGUAUGAGCCUAUCAUCUAUCCAUGGCCUAUGCAGACCAGGGGCAUCAUUUCAGGUAUUUUCAGGGGAGAGGGGGGGCGGGGACCAAAACUUGGUGGGCUUGGUUAAGUUGUUUAUUACUGGAGGCGCCACAGUACAUAGAAAUUUAAAUAAAACCCACAAAUUGGUGGGGGGGGGGGGGUAAAUGCCCCACCUCGCCCUAUUUAAACGUUCGAGUUGUUGUGAUUUACAAACUAUAAACACUUGAUCAAACUAAUUAUUGUUUAGAAUAAAUUGUUCGCCCUAUUUAAACGGUGUCCUUGAUGCAGACUACAACUUAUUGCUUAAAAAUUUACCAUACUAUAUAUCAAAUAUAUGAAUUAUACAUUAAAUGGCAACAGCUGUCUAUGCAAUUUUAAUCUAUGUUGUAAUAUGGAAUAAUUAUAGUUUGAUGGUAGGCUUAAUUAAUAAAAAAUAAUAAUACUAUUAAUACCACUACUGUAUUUUAUUAUAUUAGUUUAAUUAAAUAUUAAUUUAUACAUUGGUAUGUAUGUUUGGGGAAGAAUAAAAUCCAUCCUGAGGAGCAUAACAAACAAAAUACUUUACUGAAAUCCGAAAGAUAAGUCAAUGAGUUUCUUCUCUGCUUGUUUUGAGUCAUAGGCUAGAGGAAUAUUAUGAGCAAUUCAUGAUCUUUUUCCAUCCCUUUCUUUCUUAAGUUUAAGCUAUUCGUUCCAGCUCAUUCCAUUUCUUUCUUGUGGAUGUUUUCAACAUCUCUGAUUCUGUUACAAUGUCUUUGCUAAGUCAGUCUCUUUAUCUCUUGCCUUGUUGCCAAGGAAAAUUAGCUAAGAUUUCCAUAUGAUAUACCGGUAUAUACUUUAAUAUUAUAUUAUAUUAUAUUAUGGCAUGGGUGAUGCGGAUAUGAUAACCUUUGGAAGAUGAAAUAGGAUAUAAAGAGAAAGAAGAUGGUACAAAGUAAAGUAAUUAAGUUAAGAAAUUGUGACAGUGAAGAGUGAAAUAAUCAGAUUCAGUAUCAGUAACCCCAGAUAAUAAUGAACAUAAAACUUUUAUUUUUUGAAUUUAAAAAAGCAUUAGAGUAAUUUUUUGUUUUUAUUUAAUUGGGCAAUAUAUAUAAAAAAAAAAUAAAUAUAUAUUAUACAUGUAUAUAUAUAUAUAUAUAUAUAGGCCUAUAUAUAUAUAUAUGUAGAGAAAGCCUUCAUAUAAUGUAUUAUACUUAUACUAUACAUAUUUUCUUUUUUUUUUUGCAGAUUACAAACAAAAUGGUGGUCAACUUAAUUUACCGUUGCAUACACUUGUGGGUCAUAUUUAAUUUAAGUCUUAUAUUUGCUGUCCUAACUAUUUUGCGCAUGGCAAUAUUGUUAGUUAGAAAAGGUCCACGCAAGAUGUUUGAAUGGAAAAAUAGAGAUAAAGAACCUGAGUGCCUUGGAAAUAAAAGUUUAGGUACACAUGGGUAUCUUCACUUAGAGGUGACUAUAUUAUUAGUAAUGUGCUAAAAAAAGUUGCUAUCAUUUAUUUACACCAUAACUACUAACUACCGAAAAUCUCCAUCUAAUAUACUAAUAGGUUACUUGAUUAUUUAUAUUUGCGUCCAGUGUUUAAAAGUAAGGAAGAAUAGUUAAAUUAAUGUUGAAGUCUUUAUUCCAUCACACCUCACUUCAGGGUGUGUACCACUGCAUGUAAUAGUUACUUUUUAAUAAAAUACACUUUUCUAUUAGAAACUGUUAAAAUUCCAUGAAUAAAAGUGAGUUUUGGCACCUGUAUCAAACAAAUAAAAUCAAUAUUCUAAUUUGGUAAUAAUGUGCAAUAGAAGUGGAAAGAUUUGCUACAGCCCACAAAAAUACAGAUCAACAGAUUUCAGUAACAAAAAACACACUUUUUAUUUAUAAUUCAUGGACAUAUAUUUUUUUUAAUAAAAAAAAUUAAUUAGUACAUGCAGUGGUACACAUAUUAAAAGUAGUUACUGACUUUUUUUUUUUUUUUGCAAUCUGCAAAACACGGGUACUAUGUUUCCUUUCAGGAUAUUAGAAUCCACUAUGUCAGCAAUGGAUCUGAUGACAAACCAUUGAUGCUUUUGUUACAUGGAUUUCCUGAGUCAUGGUAUUCAUGGAGGUAUCAACUGCAGUAUUUUGCUAAAGAUUACAGGUAAUUUUAAAAUGGAAAUACCCUUAUUAACACCAGUGUGGACCCUCCCCCACACCUUCCUUUUUUUUUUUUUUGUUUGGUGGGGGUGGGGAGUAAAUGCCAAAUAGAAUGUUGAAAGCCAUUUUGUUUGCUGAAUGUAAAAACAUCUCCUUGUUUCCUUUGAAUUUUUUUACAACUGGGUUCACACCUUCCUUUUUUUUUUUUUUGUUUGGUGGGGGUGGGGAGUAAAUGCCAAAUAGAAUGUUGAAAGCCAUUUUGUUUGCUGAAUGUAAAAACAUCUACAUGAUUUCAUUGAAUUUUUUUACAACUGGGUUAAUAUUAAAGUUAUGGAUCACAUACAUAUUUUAAAAUUUCUUCUAUUUUAAAAUAUUGUUACCCGGUGCACGUUAGUUUACCCCAUUGACUUAACCUUGUCAGCAUAUCACAUUCCAGUAAGUGACAAGUCAUAAAUAAGGUGUCGGAGCAGCCUCCAGAGUUGACUCAGGUGUACUUUAAACCAGACAAAAUGAAUCUUUAUAUAUACUGGUUGUAUUCCCCUAGAGUUAGAGAAAGACUCACUGAGACAAGAUGCAUGAAUAGUUUGCUUUCCAUGGCAUUUGCUAAGUAUUAGAUAGAGCUCUCCAACAGUUAGCAGUAAUAGUACAGUAAUCAAAGUCAAGUACUUAUUAAAGUUCAUGUUUAUUCCAGGAGCUUAGACUUGUGUUAGUACUCUUUAUCUUACUGUGAGGAUUAGAUAUUUGUGGUGUAAGACCGUUAUUCAUUAUGAUAUAUCUUAUUUUAUUCCAUGUAAUAAAGUAAAUUUAUAUUAGAAUGCUAUUCGGAUGUCAUUUGUGGUAGUUUAUUUUAAUUAAACUUAAGAAGUAAGUUUACAAACAUAUAGUCCAUUCAAUUAUCUUUCAUUUGAUACCAAAUUUUGUCUUACAAACCCUACAAUAAUUUAAAAAUAUUUGUUAAUAAACCCAAACUCUCUCUUCUUGGACACGGGUCCGAAUAGCCACAGCCUUUUUUCUUUCUUGUUGUUUUGUCUGCUGCUGAAGGCUUCUGGCUGAAACAUUCAUUUGAUAUUUGAUAGUCCUGUUCUUUCCUUUGAAGCUUUUUCCUAACACUUGGCACUUCUUCUAAUAAUGUUACAGUUAGUAAAAUAAAGGUUGUGUUGCUUGUUUUUAAUUUAUUUUAAGCAAUCAGGCCACCUUCCAUUUCAGUAUUGUAGUGGUGAAAAUAGUAUGAAUAGUAACCUCACUAUAACUAUAAUUUCUAUAAUUAUACUAAUUAUAGUAUUAUGCAAUAAUAUCUAUACUAUAAAAAACAUUUAGUUAUAAAUGUUAACCUUUCCAAUGAUAUUUAUACAUAUCAGUUUUAUUUAUGUUUACAGAGUGGCAGCAGUAGAUCUAAGAGGAUAUGGGGACUCUGAUAAACCAUCUAGUAUUAGUCAGUACAAGAUGGAACACCUUGUAAAAGAUGUUAAGCAAAUAAUCACGGCCCUCGGUGAGUGUUAAUACUACUUAUCUGAAGUUAUCUCAUACACUAUAAAAAAAGCCUUUAAAGAUGUUUUUUCUGUCCCUAAUGUGACAAUAUUCAAUAGAUGUGUUAACAAAAAGUCUCUUCUAAUCAAUUUUAUAGGAUGCUUUGGUUCCAUCAGUUACAAAUUAAGAAAUUUAUGGUAGGCCUUUCUACAUAAAAUACCAAAUUAUCAAUUUUUUUCAAAUUCUCUCUCCUCUAAAUAAAAUAUUUUUAAAGAUAUGCAAGUAAGAAGAAAUGUAACUUCACUGAGAUUAAUAAAAAAAAAAGAUAUCUUGAAAUGAUCUACUGUACUUAAAUAAAGCUACUUUAAAAUGAUAAUAUUGGAUGAUUGAUUCAAACAAACUGAAAAGUGUCCAUAAAAUUUGUACCUUGAAACAUAGAUUAAUCUGAAAAUACUUUUCAAAUGUUUGAUAUUUCAGGAUAUAGAUCAUGUGUUUUAGUGGGACAUGAUUGGGGUGGUGGUAUAAGUUGGGCAUUUGCUGGAUCUUACCCAGACAUGGUUGACAAAGUCAUAAUCCUCAACUGUCCACACCCUCAGAGUUUCUAUAAAUAUUUGCUCUCUCAUUGGGAACAGUUUAAAAAGUCAUGGUAAGAAAGCUUAUAGAUUUUACCACGUCUUUGGUAACACAGAUAGCUAAAUUAAUCUAGCAAAAUAACACUAGGUAGUUUCUAGAGCAGAUGCCAUUGUUUCUCAAAUACAGCAGAAUGAAUCACUUGUGCAACUUAGUAGAUUUUAACUUCAAAAAAGCUGACAGUGAAAAAUAGGCUUUGGAAACAUUGGCAUUUGCAAAACUUUUUACAAACUUUUGUUCGGUUUAUUUCACAUAUUUAAAAAAAUGUAUACUUUUAACAAUUAUAAAUAUUUCAUAGCUUUUCAAAAUUUAUAAUAGAAGAUUAUAUUUUAAUUGUUAUAGUACCAGGUAUUUUUAUUAACAAUUAGAUGAUGAAAAAUAUAAUUGUCUUAUCUUAAAUUCACUUUUUACCAUUCCUUAGGUACAUGUUUUUCUUUCUGAUACCUGUCCUGCCAGAGAUUUACAUAAAACUGAGUGAUAUGAAAUUCUUUGAUAUUAUUUUUCUUGGGAAAAAAGAUGGUGUUUUAACUGGAGCUACAACUAAAGAUGAUGUUGAGGCAUAUAAAUACUUAUUUCAGAAGUAUGGUGUGUAUAAAAUUCAUAUUUUAAUGAUAAUUUAUCAAGUCUUUGGGAUAGUCUUAAAGUACUGUUAACACAGUCUAUUAUCAGCUGUUAAAUAAAUCGGUACAAUGAAAAAGUGUUCUCAGCACAAACAUUAUUAUUAUACAACUAAUUUGGAUUAUACAAUCAUUUGGACAAUGGAUACAAUUUUUGUGGGCAUUUAAAGCAAAGUACUAGAAAACUUUGAGCAAAUGGGAACAAAAUUAAAAUUCAUAAUAUAUAACUCUGAACAACACUUGAUAGCUUUUAAGUAAAAGUAACAAUGACAUUCGUGGUAUUGAGGAAGAAAAUCAAAUACGGUAUUCAAUAAAAUUAUAAAUUUAUGUUUGUAUUAGCAUUUUAGAAUUAUCCACUUCUUAUUUUCUUUUCUGAUUAAAAAUGUUACAAUAUAUUUUAGGCUCCUUGACUGGUCCUAUAAAUUACAUACGAGCAAUUGUGCUAUUUGGAGUGCCAUCAAGAUUUCACAAAAUUGUAACUAAACCUGUGCUUCUUAUCUGGGGCUGUCGUGAUCUUGCAAUCGAGAGGGGCCAAGCUGAGGCAUGCCAGGCAUAUGCAGAAAACCUAACAAUCAGAUAUUUGGAAAAUGCCAGCCACUGGGUGCAAAUGGAUGAGCCUAACCAAGUGAAUGAAUUGAUCAAAACUUUUAUUGCCUCAUGAACUAUUUUUAAUGACACCACUGUUGUUUGAUAUCAGGGAUGAGGUAAUUGGUUAUUUUGUUUGAGCUGUUAUUCUUGCAUGAAUAAAUUUACUGUCAUUUGAGAAUGCUACCACUACAAGCUUAAAAAGACAUAUUAUGACAAUUAAUUAUGGUUGUGCAAGCAUAUGUGUAUGAAGCAUAAUAAUUUUGUGCAGUGAAAAUAAAUUUAUUUAAUAUUUUAUAGUAAAUAAACAUUUAAAUGUUUAAGGCAAAAAAAAAUUUGUUAUCAAGCUUUCCCAAUACUGUUUAUAAUGCAUCAUACUUUUAAUGGUAAAUUGUGUACAUGAUUUAUUAACUAAAACAUUAUUGAUGAUAAUAAAUGUAAUUUUAAAAAUGUAUUUCAACUACUGCAUGGCUUUCAUUAUCUACACCUAGCUUAAAUUUUUCAUAAAUUAAUAUACUUCAUCAUUACGUCAUAAUUAAAUACUUCAUUACUUUAUUAUUGGAACUCUAUAUGUAUUUAGGAUUUUAAAGUCAAAUGUACUAAAAUCCAUUUAUGAGAGCUGAAAAUUGCUAGCCAUGUUCAUAAGCCUAUGCCACUAUGAAAGAGUUAAUUUAGGAUGGUUAAUUGCACUUAAAAAAUAACAUGAAAGUAUCUUCUUGUAAAGCUUUUUAAUUUAUAAAUAAAAAACACUUUGCAAACUAUUUUAAAACUAUUUAAAUCAAGCAACGA
Messenger RNA from Lymnaea stagnalis (great pond snail), 6800 nucleotides. NCBI's taxonomy places the organism in Eukaryota, Metazoa, Mollusca, Gastropoda, Lymnaeidae. The record is from the annotation of a GenBank genome assembly.